AUGUUGCAACAUGGCACACACUUCAAUUAUAAGAUACACACUCGUGCGUGUGAUUUGAUGGCCAAUUUAGAAGAGAAUAAAAACGUAGUUAACGCCCAAAUACUGACCACUUGUUUCUCUUCGGUCGAUCAAGAUCUGUUCGGAUUGGUUGGACUUGACAGAGCUCUACAAGAAGAUUUGUCUGUCCUUUCAGCCCUACUCCAGCCCCACAGCUCUCGUAUUCUCCAACAUGCACUAUCUAUUCUGAUUUCCGCUAGCCUGUCGCAGCAUGGUCAUGAGAUGUCUUGGCCAGAAAAUAUUACUUCAGCAGACCAACAAUAUUCUGAAAAUAUUUUCGAAAUCCCGUCGAUACCGCCGACGCCACCAUCAUCUCAAAUGAAUGUUCAGAAUCCUUGUUUCCCUGGAAAUCGAGAUCAUUCAUUGAGUCACGGAUAUCUGUGGAAUAAUUUCUCAAACCCUUGCAAUAUUUCAACGUCAGUUAGCACACUAAGUGAACUUAGUCUGUCACCGUUCCACACCACAAACUUUCAGCAUUCAAAUACGAAUCGAAAUUAUCGAAUAUACAGAAGAUGGGAACAAUAUUCACAUCAAAACACCACUAUCGACGAGGAGGAUGUAACUGACGAGUCGAUGGAAAAAAUAAAUAUAAAUUCCACAGAACAAUCUUUAGAUUUUAUUUGUGAAAAGACUCAAGAUCGUCAAAUUUCCACAACCACAACGGUAUUUCGUGCCUGGGAAGUUCCGUCGUAUCAAAACGUCGAUCAAAAUGUAGAAAGUGAUGUGAAAUAUCGUUCGAGGCAAGAUUCACGAUGCACAAUCGAUUUAAGCGGCGAUUCCUUCGACAAAGAAGCCGUAGAACAAAAUGAGUCAAAUAAAAGAUUAACUAGCGAUAAACCUCGUAAGGAAAGAACUGCAUUUACAAAACAUCAAAUUCGACAUCUUGAAUAUGAAUUUGCGCAUAGUAAUUAUCUUACACGUUUACGUCGCUAUGAAAUAGCAGUUGCGCUGGAUCUAACAGAACGUCAGGUAAAAUAUUAUAACAAUAAACAUUUAUUUAAUUCAUUUCGAUAUUUUAUCUAUUCAAGUAUAAUAUUUAACUUGUUUAAAAAAUUGAAAUAUUACUUACUGCUGGCAAUUUAUACUAAUAAAUUAAAAAAUAUAAAUAAUUUACAAACUGGUGUAAUAUAAAUUUAUGUACAAAUUUAUAUAAAAUUCAAUACAUAUUAAUUCAUACAUCAAGUGAACUAAGUUUUAGAUUUUUCAAUUAAUUGGUUAUAAAAAAUGUUAAAAUAGUUGAUCAAAAUUGUGAAUAUGAGUUUUAAAACAAGCACAAAGGCUAUUUGAAAAUACUUUUUUUCAAAAGUUCUCACUCUCAUUAAAACUCUCUAACACUCACAAAUUAAAUAUGUCGAUGGUAUACCUCUUUAUUGUUUAGAAUUUAAACAAUAAUUCAUCAUUUAUGUUUCAUGUUAAAUACAGAAAAUAUAAAUUAUAUUUUAUUUUAUUCUUAUUUUAGAGUGUUAGAAAAAAAAUAUGUAUUAUCUAUCUGAAUUUAAUAAAACAGAUUUAAUUUUUAAGGUAAAGGUAUGGUUUCAAAAUAGACGAAUGAAAUGGAAAAGGACAAAAGCAGGUUUAGGAAAUGGACCAGAAAAACUUAACAUUUCUUAAUAAGUAUUUCUUCACUUUUUUCAAGCAUUUUAUACAAUGGUUAAUUGUAAAUAGUAAAUUAUGUGAAAUUAUAUAAUCAAAGAAAUGUGUUCAAUAUCUCCAUAAUACUUAAUUGUACAUCUGUAUUAUUGUGUUUAAUAAAAGAUUAUUAAUAUUAUCUAGAAUCAUCUACUG
This is a messenger RNA of Heterotrigona itama, 1842 nucleotides long. The record is from the annotation of a GenBank genome assembly. NCBI's taxonomy places the organism in Eukaryota, Metazoa, Arthropoda, Insecta, Hymenoptera, Apidae.